Ziziphus jujuba (common jujube) is the source of this 1444-nucleotide messenger RNA. Its product is annotated as metal tolerance protein B. Bases 75 to 1409 code for a protein of 444 amino acids. Gene Ontology annotation, cellular component: vacuole; plasma membrane. Gene Ontology annotation, molecular function: zinc ion transmembrane transporter activity. The transcript is spliced from 2 exons. Gene Ontology annotation, biological process: zinc ion transmembrane transport. NCBI's taxonomy places the organism in Eukaryota, Viridiplantae, Streptophyta, Magnoliopsida, Rosales, Rhamnaceae. The record is from RefSeq and is a predicted model, not a curated record.
UCUAUGUACGCAGUACGCAAUUAAUUAUUAAUUUCCUUUUUCCAUUUUCUUUUCUUUUAUAAUUAUUUCCUUUUAUGGCACCCACUUUGUUAUUCCCUUUACAACAUGAUCGAGAAACCCAAGAGCUUCAUCAUCGAAGGCUCAAACUUGAGUCUUCUCUUCCUUCUGAUUCACAGCAGAUGGAAGACGAGGAGAUGACACCCAUUUUAAGAACAGAACCCCAGCUGGAAAUUGAGGUUCCAUUUGUAUCUGAAAAUGUACUGCCUAUGUCACCACAAUUACCUUGCACUUCUGUUUGUGCCUUUUCAGGACUAGAAAAUAGUAUUUUGGAGUCGGAACAAAGAUCAAAGUCAGCAAUGAAACUUUGUGGACUAAUAUUUUUCUAUUUAUUAGUUAUGAUGGUAGAGAUUGUUGGUGGUGUGAAGGCAAACAGUCUUGCUGUAAUUACAGAUGCUGGUCACUUGCUCACUGAUGUUGCCGGGUUCUCCAUUUCUCUUUUCUCAGUAUGGGCAUCAGGAUGGAAGGCAACAUCAAACCAGUCUUUUGGUUAUUAUCGUCUUGAGGUUGUGGGUGCUCUUCUAUCUGUGCAGCUUAUAUGGCUGAUUUCUGGAUUCUUGAUUUAUGAAGCUAUUAACAGGAUUUUCUACAGACGUGCAACAGUCAAUGGGAUUCUCAUGUUUGCAAUAGCAGCUUUUGGGUUUGUUAUUAACUUCAUCAUGGUCAUAUGGCUUGGUCACAAUCAUGUUCAUCAUGCAUGUGGACAUUCUCAUCAUGAUCAUGCUCAUGCUCAUGCUCAUUCUCAUAAGCAUGGUCAUAGUCCCAAGCAUGAUCACAGUCAUGGUCAUGAUAAUAUGCAUGAUCAUAAUCAUAAUCAUGGUCAUAAGUAUCAGAAUGAUCAUGAAAGUGAGGAACAAUGUUCUAUUUCUGAGGAGGAGAAGACUAGCAUGGUCUCAAGCUCUGCACAAACGACCAAAACCUUAAACAUUAACAUCCAAGGUGCAUACUUGCAUGUUAUGGUUGAUAUGAUUCAGUCUAUUGGGGUGAUGAUUGCUGGAGCAAUCAUUUGGGUGAAACCAGAUUGGUUAAUAGUUGAUUUGGUCUGCACACUUAUAUUCUCUGUUCUCUCUCUCAGUACUACAAUACCGAUGAUUAAAAAUAUUUACGGCAUAUUGAUGGAAGGAGCACCGAGUGAGAUUGAUAUAACUAGGCUAGAAAACGAUCUCAAGUGUAUCAAAGGAGUUCAGGAUGUUCACGACCUACAUGUUUGGGCCCUAACUGUUGGGAAGAUUGUGUUGUCUUGCCAUGUAAUAGCUGAGCCUGCAGCCAGCUCUAGUCAGUUAAUUUACAAGAUAAGGGAUUGUUGUGAAAGAACAUACAGAAUAAAUCAUGUAACUGUACAAAUUGAGUAGUUGAUUGCAUAUACAUAUUCUCUAUUUUUGUUCAA